Molecule: messenger RNA, 1482 nt
Organism: Paralichthys olivaceus (Japanese flounder)
Lineage: Eukaryota; Metazoa; Chordata; Actinopteri; Pleuronectiformes; Paralichthyidae
Product: MICOS complex subunit MIC26-like
Biological process (GO): cristae formation
Cellular component (GO): MICOS complex
Source: RefSeq, a predicted model, not a curated record
ACAGACGAAAAGGAAAUGCCUGCUUUGUGUGACGUGCUCUCAGCUGAAAGGCGGACUGGCGAUUGGCGUCUCUCCUCGGACACCGUAGUGCACGCAUGGCCCUCCGGGUUCAUGUUGAAGGUGACAGGUGACGGUGUCAUGCCGGGGACUCUCACUCUGUUACCGGUCACCGUCUGUGCCGCCGCCGGCGACGGAGACAAAGAGGCGGCGAGCUCCGUGUUGAACCGGGACGAACUGUCUCUGUACUCGGCUCCUCCGCAGAGACCCGCGUAUGAGGAGCCUGAAGCGGGUCAGCUGGAGCGGAGUGUGGCCUCCCUCAGGAAGCAGCUGGAGCCGCAGUCCGCCUGGUGCCAGGCCACGUACGACAGAAUCAAACCCGCGGUUCACGGCGUGCUCCAGUGUGGACACGACACUUACGCCUACUUGAAGAACCCUCCGAAGGACUUCUACCCCCGGGCGGGAGUCAUCGGGAUCACCGGUGUCCUGGGGCUGCUGCUCGCCAGACGCUCCAGGAUUAAGAGGCUCCUGUACCCGGCCGGCCUGGUGACCGUGAGCGCCUCCCUCUACUACCCGGAGCGAGCGGCCGCCAUCGCGAAGUCCGCCGGGGACUCGGUGUAUGACCGAGCCGUGCAGGGGUACGCGGCCGUGGAGAAGAUGCUGAACCCGCAGAACAAAGCUGAAAAGGCCGCAGACUCAGAAACGAAACCCCGAUGAGCGCAGGAAGAUCCAGCAGCUUCUCAGCACUAAGAAGCCCGACAGCAGCUCCUCAGACCGGCUCUAAACUGUGUGACUCUAGCCCACUCUUUGCACUAAGCUCCACACGGAUCUCAGGCCCGUCACAGGGGGUUUGCAAUACAAUGAUAAACUUCUGCCCCUGAUUUGAAUGUAUAUUUAUGUAGAGAACAAAUAAAGUCAACCAGUCCUACAAUAAAAUGUUGCUGGACUUAAUUCUGUCAAAAGUUACAUCGAUUAAGAUUAAUGUCAAUCAACUAUAUCUGCACUAAUUCUGAAAUUACUUGAUUUUAAAAAUAUAUUUUGUCAAUCAUUCAACAUUUCUUGCUUAACUGAAGACACGUCAUGGUUCCAGCUUGUUAACACUGAACACUUGCAGCUGAAUUAAACAGAGUAUAUUUGAACUAAGCAAAAGAAUCAGUCUAUUUGUCAACACCUCUUGCUUUUUAUGUUUUACAGUGCAAAUUAUUUAUCAACACAGCAAACUACAGGCUGACCGACCACAGAGACGACAGUACGAGGAGUUAGCUGUGGUAGAUAUGAGCUGUCUCACAUAUGGCUCAGUAACAUUCAUUUAACAAGCCAGAUUAAAUUAGCAAUAUAUCCCUUCCUGUAAAGUUCAUUAGCCAUUUGUGGAGACCAAACUGUGUUAUUUGUAAUUAAAUUAUUAUUAAAGAAAAUACCUGGAAUGCAAAGGGAAUUAGAACGUUAUGACUGUUUAACAUCUUUAUUCUUCAUCUCAGUCAAAAA